UUACCAUGUAGCGCUUACUGGCUCUGCACAAUUUGCUUGCAGAGCAGAGAUUAGCAGUGCUUCUGCAAGGAGACAGUACUUUCCAGCAGCCAGGGGGUUAAUUUUUAGUAUUCUUGACCUAUGCUUCUCUGUAUGGGAGACAGGCGGAGGUUAUGUGGACUGCUGUGUGAGGACGUCCAUCUCUGAGUGUGUAAGGAGAAGCGCAGAGCCGCCGGUGUGAUAAACGUAGUGAUUUAUUUACGUGUGGGAGAGACUGUUAUAACAGGGUGUAUGCAGGAGUCACAAGCCCCUGACACCUAGUCCUGAAAGAGUGACUGAAAGUCCAACAUUUUCUCCAACCAGACGUACCAGCACACCACAGGAUGUUGAUAGAAUUCCUGAAACAAGCCAGUCAAGAUUUGGGAGAAAGCUCUCAACAAAAAAAUAAAAAAAGAAGUUCCACUGAAAUAAAAAAUGGAAAAUCCAAAAAAAAAUCUAAACACGUGGAACAAAUGAUCGAUCCAACAGAUUUUGAAACAGAGGAGGUCAUUAACUUAGUGCCGGAAAGACCAUCACUGUGGGACAAAAAACAUCCUCGACAUUCAGACAAUGUCUUUAAUAGAAGGAGGUGGAACAAAAUAUAUGAAACAUUAUUUCCUAACUAUGAUAGCUUCGGAGAUAAUCGCAAAGAGGUCAUAGCAAAACUUGUCCGUGAUAGUUAUUUCAAGUUUCUAAGGGAUAGGCAACAACCAAGUGGUUCGGGUACCAAAAAAUGCCAAUACAAGCAUGCGGUUCGGCUGCAAUUUCUGCACAAAGUCCAAGAGCUAGACCAUCCGGAAGCUGGCCCCUUUUUCUUCCAGUGGCUUGCUGUGCACCUCGGCCUCCGCCAUGUUGUGUUCGCGACGAAUCUGCGGCAUCUUCCGGCGCAUGUGCAGGGUGGCCAUGGUGUGCAUGGUUACUAUUCCUACAAUCAUGUCCAGUAACUUGCAGAUUAAUGGCAGUGUAACCCCCACUCAACCCAUGGACCUCCAAUCAGAAGAAUCCAAGCUCACCACAAACAGAUGACCAGAUGACCACCGCUUCUAAUGGAGUGAAGAAGGCUACCCAUUCCUCAGCAUCACGUGGUUGGAAGAUGACAAAGAUCAAGUUGUCAAGACUGGGUUUGGAUGACAUCGCGAGACAGGAGAACCCAGAACCAAAGAAUACCCUCCAGCACAUUUUGGAAAAUGCUUUGGCCACCACAAGGAUGCUUUAAAGAAACUGUCUCAAGAGAAGCUAUAAAUAAGGGAUGUAGCUCUAACAAUCGCCUAGCCCUAGAUUCUUGCAGCAGCUACAUAGUGAACAAUGAGGGCGACAUUAACCAUGAUCAAUGUAGACUAACAGCGAUCAAAACUCCAUGGAACACCGGAUUAUUUUGGUGGAUGGGGAAACGGGGGGAAUAUGAUUACUUUGUAUUUCUUUGUUUUAUGGAGAUAUACAUGUUGUAUGUUUGGUAAACUAGCAGACAUGGAAUUUAGGGGAUCACCUAACAUUGGUAAAUUAUGCAAGAGGUGGAAUGUUAUGGAUAUUGAAAUUAUGUGUUUUUACAUCCAUAAUAUCCCAUGUAGUAUAAAUUUCCCUGCCCCCACAGUCUAAAGCUUAGUCACAUACAGCCACAGUAGGCGGGGCUAAAGAACCUGUUUUUCCAGGUUAUUUGAGGAGAGCAGGCAGACACUAGGCAAAAGGGGUGGGGCAUUAGGGGAUUUCACUGGAAAUCAUAUGGCCCUCUGUCUCUUUGCUUUUGGAUCUUCGUUGAAGAGGGGAGCAUCUUCUGCUCCUUAGCCUGGGAUGGAUAAGUAUAUUGAUUGUAUCAUUUCUACACUAAAUAUUCAUGUAUCACUUGGGUAGAUUCAGGCUAGUUUGCUAAACAUAGAGUAUGUACUAUUGUAUUAAUGCUUGCAUGUAUGUCUUAUUUGGUUUAGCUAAUA
This is a messenger RNA of Hyla sarda, 1946 nucleotides long. RefSeq lists its product as uncharacterized. Bases 363 to 962 code for a protein of 199 amino acids. The record is from RefSeq and is a predicted model, not a curated record. NCBI's taxonomy places the organism in Eukaryota, Metazoa, Chordata, Amphibia, Anura, Hylidae. The transcript has 10 exons.